Parnassius mnemosyne (clouded apollo) is the source of this 420-nucleotide messenger RNA. The record is from the annotation of a GenBank genome assembly. NCBI's taxonomy places the organism in Eukaryota, Metazoa, Arthropoda, Insecta, Lepidoptera, Papilionidae.
AUGGCAGAAGCUUUAUGGCGGUUGAGAGGUGGUGGCGUGCGCCUGCUGACUGCCAUCGGUGACGACUCAGAUGGGCAAUACAUUUCCAACAUCGCACCUGGCCUCUUACUCGACGGAUGUGUAAUAAGCGGCGCACGCACAUCAAUGUACGCCGCAUUAUUUGACUCAAAAGGAGAAUGUCUCUUAGGUCUAGGUGAUAUGGAAAUCCAUAAUCAAAUAACGCCUAAACUGGUGGAUAAACAUAUAGAAACAUUGGAAAAAGCGCCACUUGUUGUACUAGAUGGUAAUUUGCCGCAAACUACGAUGGAUCACGUGCUAAAACUGUGUCAUCAGCUUCAUAAACCAGGGGUACUUAAACCUAAAUAUAUGACAAUAAUAUUUAUUCAGAUAUGUGAAAUGUGGAAUGAACUUUGUGCCUAA